Actinia tenebrosa (Australian red waratah sea anemone) is the source of this 778-nucleotide messenger RNA. RefSeq names its product fibroblast growth factor 1-like. The record is from RefSeq and is a predicted model, not a curated record. Lineage: Eukaryota; Metazoa; Cnidaria; Anthozoa; Actiniaria; Actiniidae. Gene Ontology annotation, molecular function: growth factor activity.
UUGACGCACUCCACACUGCAAAGAACAUGCAAACCUUUUACCAACAUAACGAGAACAGGCUAUCCACACCGUCAAGGCAACAUCCUCGCGACCCGAUGUUGUCCUCAAGAGAUUUCUGGGCUUAAUGGUUGGCGCAUCGCCGAUAUUUAGCAGUAUCCUCCUCCUGGUUUCGUUAGCGAAGACACCCAAACCUACGAAGAGGAACAUUACGUGUACCGCGACUCCAAGACUCAAGAGAGCAAACUACACAAGCACAGCUUUAAGGCCUACCUUCAAUGUUCUCUCUGGUAUUGUACAAAGGGCAUCCUUUCGAAGACAAGCCAAGCUCGUGUCUAAAACUGGUUUUCAUCUUGUCAUGUUGCCGAGCGGGAUGUUAAAAGGAAGCGUCAAGCCCAGUACUAUUGACAAGUAUGGUGUAUUUGAGCUUCAGUCUUAUGGUCCAAGCGUGAUACGCAUCAAAAGUGUAGCCCACCAAAGAUUCAUCGCAAUAGAUCAAAAUGGAAAAGUAUACUCAACGGAAAACGCCACAGUGUCUACAGUUUUACUUGAAACACAGCGACUUAACUCGUUCCAUUCCUUUAGUUCUUAUAUGUACCACGGCAAGGGAAUGCACAAAAACUGGUACCUCGCAAUCAAACGGAAUGGUCAUAUGAAAAAUGCUGGCAAAGUUUUACGCCAUCACAAGUCUUAUCAAUUUCAAGUCCUGCAUAAGACUAAGAAAGGGAAACCCCACAAAGACACAUUUUGGCUUCCAGGGCAAAAUCGGCUCAAAGGAUAG